AUGGCAACGGCCAGCAAUCGAGGGGGGGGGGGGGGUGCCCUGCUCCCUGCUGCAUGCCGCUCCAACUCCAAUGCAAUCGCAACACCACCACGCAGACGACUCAGCGGUUCCUGGAGGCAUGCUGGGAUCCGCAGCAUGGACCGCAUUUGGAAGGCUCAUCGAAGGCCGCUAGAAGGUGCAGAGGCACGGUGCAUAAAACCUGUCUGGGACGUGCAGCAGGCGACAACUCUGGGUGCCGGCAGCGGGCCCCAGCAUAAUGCGGGUUUGAGACAUGAGCAAAAAGAAAAGCAUAACCAACAUGUGUUGAAUAACCAACGUAUUGGUUCUAUACACACCGUGCUGUUGGCGUGCCAUUGGCGAAGCUUGUCGUUUUUCCCUCGAGGGUUGCGAGCCGCCCCUCUCUCUGCCUUGUCAGACACGACAGGCCCCCCUGAGUGCCACGGAAUCAUUCACCUGCAUUUGGCUCGCGAACGCCAGGCCUGUCGCCUGGGUACGCUGGCAUCCUCCACGCUCCUCCACCACGUGCCCGCAUUGGCAACACGCCAGGAACACCUGCGUGAGUUCGUCAAAGAGCGUGCCCUCGUCGACGACGAGCCCGCUGUCAGGCAGGCGAAGACACGCCCAAUGGCAGCACCCAUCACCAUCUCCACCUUCUCCUGUCCAUCGGCGCGCGUUCCCCCUUAG
Pyrenophora tritici-repentis Pt-1C-BFP is the source of this 684-nucleotide messenger RNA. Lineage: Eukaryota; Fungi; Ascomycota; Dothideomycetes; Pleosporales; Pleosporaceae. The record is from RefSeq and is a predicted model, not a curated record.